Lodderomyces oxycetoniae is the source of this 2610-nucleotide messenger RNA. RefSeq names its product Iml2p (gene IML2). NCBI's taxonomy places the organism in Eukaryota, Fungi, Ascomycota, Pichiomycetes, Serinales, Debaryomycetaceae. Gene Ontology annotation, cellular component: cytosol; nucleus; mitochondrial outer membrane. Bases 1 to 2610 code for a protein of 869 amino acids. The record is from RefSeq and is a predicted model, not a curated record. The transcript has a single exon. Gene Ontology annotation, molecular function: protein binding.
AUGUUCAAAGGUCUAAGAAAGAAGGCUUCUAUACUCUCAAUAUACUCAGUUUCAUCUAACCUGAGUAUAGGUUCGUCGGCAGAAGCCUUUUCCGAAGCCAAUGCGAUCUCAAACUAUGAGAAAAUUAUUAGUCAAGUGCAUGAUUUUGAAAUUGCCCUAAAAGCAAUGGAUUAUUUACUAGAUGAUCGCACAAAACAGGGCACGGACCUUUUAUUGGAGGAGUCAAAGAAUAUUUCAGUAAAUGGAAGUCCGCGUGCAAUUUUCCCAUUGGCGUUGGGUGUCAUGGAGUUUAUCGAAGCAACAUUGGGGUUUGAGCCGGAAAUAAUGGCAAAAGCACACAAGACCCUAACAGACGCAGAGAAUGCAUCGGCAAACAAUGCAAAAUACAAUGUGCGAUCAAGAUUGACUACAUCAAAUAUAUACCCCCCAGGAACAGAGUUUCAAGUUACUUUGGCUGAAUCAACAUUGCUAAAUGCCUUGUUGAUGUUAUUAACGGAAAGCAAUGGGGUGGUGGAAAGUGCAAAAGCUUUGUUCAAAUUAAGAAAAGCGUAUCAAACUUUGGAUGCAGUUUACAAGAAGAUUCAAGAGCUGGAACCUGCUUUCAAUAGGAACUUGGCAAAGUUGCGAAAAAUGGCUUCCAAAAAUUCCGCAAACUCUCCUAAUAUGCCCGAGUUAGGUGUGUUUUCAGGUAGUACCGUUGAUUUACCCGGUUACGAGUCACAAAAUAGCUCCAGCAGUACCUUACCAGAAGAUUUAAAAUUAAUCAAAAAUUUGGAAAAGAUUUUCCUUAUGCGUAAAACAAGAAUAGAGGGGUCCAACUUGGGCAAUAUCGAGAAUGCAAAUCUUUUUGCUGAUCUGGAAAGCUCAAUUAGUCUGAGUACAAAAAUAAAUGGUAAUGGUAAUGGUGUUGGUGUUGGUGUUGGUGUUGGUGUUGGUGUUGGUGGUGGCAAAGAUAAUUGUGAUUUUUCAAUCCUUCCUGAAGUGGAAUCCGACGACGAGAAUUUUGUAGACGCAGUGGAAAAUUUAACUAUUGAGGAACCUCAAAACUCGCUCAUUGAGUCAAGUGCACAAUCAGUUUUAUCAUCCAUGGAAACAUCUCCAAGCGAAGCUCAAAGCACAGAUACUCACUUGCAUGUUUCAACGACUGACGAAUUUAUACACUCGGGAGUGCAAUUGUGUUUUGGAAUACUACAAGUUGUUUUAUCAUUGAUCCCUCCAGCCAUUGGAAAAGUUUUGUCAAUAGUAGGAUUCAAGGGGGACAGAGAAACAGGGCUUAGGCUUUUAUGGAAGACUGCAAUCACUUCGAGAAACAUACACGGCGAGUUGGCACUUUUAUUCUUAUUGGUGUUUUAUGAUGGACCAGUACAGUUUGUUGACACCGGCUUCCGUUUACCCAACACAAAUGAAGAGCAAGGUGUUAUUUCUCUUGAGAAAAAGGCCACAGUAAGUGAUGCAGAAUUGGCUCAAAUCAUGGAUAGACCAGAGUCAUAUACUAGCCAGUUGUUGAAAAGAGCUCGCCGUCACUUUCCUCAUAAUGCUCUUUGGAUACUACAAGAAGGCCGCAUGUUGGCAGCAGAAGGAAACCUCAGCAAGGCAAGUUCUUUAAUGCAAGAUUUCACUGACGAUCCAAAAAACAAGAUACAAAUGCAACAAAUCGAAGCUUUAUUGAUUUUCGAUCGAGCAACAAUCUACAUAUAUAUGCACGAGUACGACAAGGCCGCCAGUGACUUGAUAUAUUUGAUAGAGAUCAACUCUUGGUCCAAGGCAGUGUAUCUAUUCAUGGCUGCUGCAUGUUACCUUGAAAAGUACAGAAUGGUGAAAAUGCACUUGGUAAAGUGUGACGACUAUGAUGAAGCUGCCACAAAGUACUCCGACUUGUUUACCAAGUAUUUGAAACUUUCAUUGAGCUAUGUACCAGGCUAUGGUCCCAAUGCUCAAAAAAAGGGAGGUUUGGGAGGAAGCGGGAAACAAAUGCCCUUUGAUAAAUUUUUGUUACGAAAAUGGAAACAUAUCGAAGCCAGGAAGAAGCAACCGCAGCAUCACGGGUUAUCAUAUGCCGAUGUUGUUGGAACUUCAUUAAUUCAUGAACUAAACUAUUUCUGGAAUGGUUAUAAUAGAAUGAGCCCCGAGGAUUUUAAGUUAGCUUUAAAGCUAUUAGGAUAUUCAGGAGCUCCAAAUACAGAAUUGUCCGCAAAUACUCUUGACCAUUCAUAUACCAAAGUCGAAGAGACUAAAGAUGAAGCAAUGAUUAGAUAUUUCUUACAAUCGGUUGCUUUACGUGAACUAGGUGAAGUCAAAAGGGGGUUGAACAUCUUAGAUGAGCAUGUUAUUUCCAAGUUUGUUAUUUCAGAAAGUCCAGUAUUCAGAUUUCACAAAAUGACAUAUAGUCCCUAUCUUUAUCCUACAGCUUUCUACGAAAAAACCAUGUUUGUUUGGAAACUUGGUACUAUGACAAAGUCUAAGCUAGAUGUAAGUUCUGCUGUUGCAGAAAGUAAAUCUUGGUUGAAGAAAGCUGAAAUAGUCGGAGAGGGUGAUUACGAAUUGAGCAAUAGAACUAGCAUGAAAAUCAAAGCUGCAGGUGACAGGCUAGACCAGUUAAAACGAGCAUAA